Messenger RNA from Mugil cephalus (flathead mullet), 2979 nucleotides. RefSeq names its product dickkopf WNT signaling pathway inhibitor 3a (gene dkk3a). Gene Ontology annotation, molecular function: receptor antagonist activity; co-receptor binding. The transcript has 8 exons. Lineage: Eukaryota; Metazoa; Chordata; Actinopteri; Mugiliformes; Mugilidae. The record is from RefSeq and is a predicted model, not a curated record. Gene Ontology annotation, cellular component: extracellular region. Bases 1 to 915 code for a protein of 304 amino acids. Gene Ontology annotation, biological process: negative regulation of canonical Wnt signaling pathway; multicellular organism development.
AUGAGCAGAAGGACUUGCAUCAUCGCCACACCCUCCUCAGAGUGCAGCAGCAGCAGCAACAGCAACAGCAUGAUGCGAGCCGGCUUGUUAGUUUUGUCUCUCUCUGCGGUCUGCAAUGGCAUCCUCCCUGAGAUAGUCCACUCAGGCAUCAGUCACAUCCUGCAGGAAAAUUCGGCCCCGGGAGAAUCGGAGCUGGACCGCAUGUUUGUGGAAGUGGAGCAGCUCCCAGAGGAGCCGCAGCAAAAACCAGAGGAUGCGUUUCAGCAAACAAACAACGUCACUGCCAGCCCCCCUACUAAAAACACUUAUCCCAAUGAAACGACCUCUAAUACAGUGACUGAUAACGGAUCUGUUCAAUCCUCAGCGGACCAGGAGACAAACAACAUUACCACAGCCGUCCAGCCCAGUGACCCUUGGAACAGUAUUGAUCAUGGAUGCAUCAGUGAUGACGACUGUGGGAGGGGCAGGUACUGCCUUCAUGACGAACACAAUUCCAAGUGUCUGCAAUGUAAAGCAACUGAUGUGCCAUGUACCAGGGAUGAGCAGUGCUGUGGUGAACAGCUGUGUGUCUGGGGCCAGUGCAGCCCAAAUGCAACAAAAGGAGAGGCUGGCAGCACCUGUAAAUACCAGACUGACUGCAACCCAGACCUCUGCUGUGCUCUCCAUAAAGUCCUGCUCUACUCUGUUUGUACGGCCAAGCCCAUUGAGCGCGAGCGCUGCUUUGGUGCCUCCAACCACCUGAUGGAGCUGUUGUCGUGGGACACGAGGAAUGACGGACCCAGGAAACAUUGUCCCUGUGCAGGAGAUCUCCACUGCCAGCAUCUGGGGCGAGGAUCCAUGUGCCUUCAAAGAGAGGACUCGAGUGAAGAGAACCUGACAGACACUCUAUACUCAGAGAUAGAUUACAUCAUCUAACAGCAGUCAUUCACUUUAAACAGCUGGACAGACGUCUGCACUGACCCCUGAGCUUUUUCGCAAAGAGGUGUAACACUUUUUCCGCAAGCUUAAUCCAAAACGGUUAAACUUAAGAGCAUGGGAAACGGAUGAAAAAAAAAAUAUUUCAACUACUGUAUAGUUGAGCUUUGCAAUCCUUAAAGCUUGAUGAAAUUGUACGUAUAUAUAAAUAUUGCUAACACUAUGCAGGAAAUGCUAUAUUUGCACUGGCUUCUUAAAUAUUUGCUGCAUCUCUCUGCAAUUCUUUUGUAAACUCUAACCCUUGACUAAUGCUGAACCCAUAAGUGUAACCACAGCACGCUCAUACUGUGGACUGCUCACCGAUGAUCAUAUGGUCUGUAUCACGCUGUCAUCAGAUGAUGCUACUUUUGGUAGCAGCACUGUUUCUUUAAUAACCUGAGUAACAAAUAGACUAUACAUUAUCCCUCUCUAUGACCGGUAGGACCAAUUAAACAGCAUUAGUAUGUUGUUACACAGAUUCCUCUAAACUAUGUAUCAACGGACCGCAAUUCUCAUGGCAAAUAUCUGCUGCCAUUGAUUACAGCAUUUAAUCAAAAUGACAUCUAAGAGGCAACUUAGCUUAAAACGCCACAGUUGUUUCUGAGGCAGUCUAUUUCUAGCUGCAUAUUCACUUGUUAUAGCUGAGAAAUAUUUUGGACAAACUCACUGGCUUCAUCCCUGAUGCUGAUGUUGAACAGGUUUGAUGUUAAACAUGCUGAGGCCUCCAAUCAGGCUUCAACAUGUUUAUUGCACAGAGAUGAUGUGUAAUUACAUGAAUGGCAGCUGGAAAUACGGUCCAGAAUGUCAAUAUGUGUUGUGUUUUGCCCACGCUGCUUGUAUUUACACCGAUCAUCAUGAUCACCAGUCAAGUGAAAAACACUGAUUAUGAGGUCAUUAUGGGACCUGUCAGUCAGUGGCAGCAAGUGAACAUUUUGUUUUCAAAGUUGAUGAGUGGGUCAGAGAAUCUCCAAAACAGCAACCCUUGUGGGGCGUUCCCAGUCUGCAGUGGUCAUUCAGGGUCAUGGAAACCUGGGAACCAAAGGCUGCGUGGUUUCAUCCAACAGACGUGCUGCUUUAGUUCAAAUUGUUUAAGUUCUAGAUAGAAAUACGUCUGAUGCUCCUGUACCCACGUAGGGCCUGGGGUGACUAUGCAUCACUUAUCUGCUGCUUAUUAAAACCUGUGCUUGUUCUGUAACAAUGUUCAGGUGGUGGUUUGUAUCAAAGUAAUAUCCACAUGAAUGCGGGACCCAUGUUUCCCAGAAGAACAUUUCACCAUAAUAAAAUCAUUCAUUUUAUUCAUUCUACCUGUUGGUGGUUUGGAUGUUGUAGCCGACUGAUGUGUAUUUAAUUCCAUCCUUCUGUAGUCCACUACUGUGUACAAACUAACUCAUUCCAGUGCUUCUGAUUAGUCUGAAGGUAAUGUAGUGAUGCUGUAUUUUGAAACUAAAAUAAGAGCUCCAGGAUUUAUAGCUCAAGUGCUAAUGGACUGCUUUAGUUGUAAUCAAUGAGCCCUUAGCCGAAGGAAAAAUGUGUAAAAAGUAAAAAGGCCAGUAGUGUAUUUUAUUUGUUUACCAAGUAAAACAUUUGAAGACCCUGCACACACACACACACACGUGUGUGCUAAUAAUGGCUGAUUAUUCCUCGUCAUAUGGAGAUUGCCUGAUUAGAGAGCAGCUUGUAAUCAGGCAACAUAAAGACAAUGGUUAUGGAGUUUAGCCAGAAUUAAACAGGAUUUGAAAAGCAACCCAUUAAAGCACAACAACAGUGAUGCGGAAGAAAGUUAAAUUAAUUUGAACUUUUAAGCUUCAUACAACAUGAAUAGGAAACUGGAGCUCAGCCUGUUGCCUCCACCUCAUAGUUUAAAAUGACCAUUUCUGUGUAUUCAGUGAGACAUAUGGAGCAGGAGAUGAUGAGAGUGUCGUGAGUGACCAGCUGGAACCACAUGACUUUGUAUGUUGUGUGUCUGCACCAUCCAGUAAUUAGGAUGCUCCAAACAUUUGUGUUUGUAUGUGAGUUUUUUUUUUU